UCCGCCGAUUGGCUGGAGCUCUGCAGUCAGCUGUGAGCGAGGAGACUAUAAAGUUUCUGAGCUGGCCGCUGUUAUUCUUAAUCUUCAUUCAGUGUGUCAGUCGGGGGGGUAGAAAAGGGGCUUGUUUGCGAGAACUGUGGAUGUGUGUGCGUUGGGGUUAUUUAAUAGACCCUUGUCCUACUUGGUUUUAUAAGGCUUAAUUGAAAAUCACAGAGCCAUCUCUCUAGAAAGGUAACCUGCAGCUUGUCCGACGAGCUUGGAACAAUGGUUGCCACUAGUACCUUGAAGAACAAAAACUCCGAAUGCAUUUCCGAGCUGUUGGAUCGCAGAUUUGAUCAGGCGCGCAUAGAAGAUGAGCUGGAUUACUGGGAUAACUGUUUGGUGGAGCCUCAUCUAAAUGGGGAGGUUUUUGAAGACCAAACCUGCCAGCGGCUAGCCAAGAUGUUGGAGAACUGCCUGUCCCAAGCCAAAAAGACCAAGCUGCACUGCUCGGAGGUGCUGGUCCCCGAGAAACUGACGAGGCGCAUCGCCCGGGACGUGCUGCGCCUCUCCUCCGGUGAGCCUUGUGGGUUGCGGGGCUGCAUCCUCUACGUCAACCUGGAAGUGGAGAACAUGUGCAAGAAGCUGGAUCGCAUCAUCUAUGACGCCAGCGUGGUGCCCACCUUCGAGCUGACGCUGGUGUUCAAGCAGGAUGGCAGCGCCUGGCCCAGCCUCAGGGACUUCUUCCUCAUCGGCGCGUGUUUCACACCCGGGUUCAGGCACGCGCUGAAGCUCAGCCCUGGGUUCAGACUGAUCAAGAAGAAACUGUACUCUUCAUCGGCCGGAGCCGUUGUUGAAGAGUACUGAAACUUCAAUGCACUUUUAUACACUACAGAACCCAAACUGGCUUCUGUCUUUUUACUAUGUGGCUCCUUAACAUAGUGUUUUUUUUUAAUUAUAAAUGAGACCAGGGGUAGUCACUUCAAUAUAGAUGGGGCACUUCCAAUUUCUCUCUAAUGGUAUUAGCACAACACAUUUGCCAACAGCAGUCCAUGUCUUGGGAGGUAUUAGCACAAAAAUGCUCAUUCACAUUCUCUUGUAGCAGGACCCCAGUUGGUGAUUCUUGCAGGGAUAAUGCACAAAGUCCUUUUUGACUUGCAGGACUGUUGGGUAUCUUAUUUCUUUUUUUUUUGUUUGGUUUAUGUAAACAUGUUCAGCUAAACAGAACCACAUGUUAUUCAAAACUUUCCCUUAUGGUAUCUAUGGUACACAUUUAUUUGGUACAUGCUUAUUGUUUAAUGGUUUAUUAAUUUGACACUUUAAAUGCACUAGUUCGGAUAUUCCAGCAUUUAUGGUUUAUGGUCACUCCUUAAGCCAACUACUCUCUAGAUUUAGAGGUCUAGGUUCUGCACGUUAAGAUUUGGGGUCAUAUUUCCAAUCCCACUACAGUUUAAAAAAAAACACCAACUUGGGUUAAUACCUACCCAUGAGUGGCUUUAAAUGUGUCAUAAUCUUGGCUAUUUAUGAAGUAAUUUUGUGCUGUAAUGUAAGCCUUGGGGAAAAUAAUUAUAUUCCAUACAGCACAGUAGUUUUAAGUGGCAACUUUUUUACACUUCAGAUUUCUUCCCAAUUUCUCGGUGCCUUUUUACACUGUAAAGAGUGGUAAAUUCUUGUACUUUGGAAUGUAGUUUUGUGCCCUUUACAUGUACCCUUUCAAUUUGUUUGCACUUAAUGUAUGUUUUAUAUUGAAGAUCAUUGCACUAUGGGAGUUGAUAUUCAUUGCUUUAUUCCAUUGAAGUGCAUGCUGGAGUGGUCUGUAACCUGUACACUUCAAUUUUUUUACAUGUUCUGUCAUACCUUUCUAAGGUGUUUAUUGCUACGGUGCUGUUAAUCAGCAUUGUGGCUUUUUUAAAACUUAAUUCCUGUUAUAGGAAGUGGAGAUACUUGUCUUUUUGACAAUAAAAUUUUUUAAGCCUUU
Molecule: messenger RNA, 1957 nt
Organism: Lepisosteus oculatus (spotted gar)
Lineage: Eukaryota; Metazoa; Chordata; Actinopteri; Semionotiformes; Lepisosteidae
Product: DNA damage-inducible transcript 4-like protein
Biological process (GO): negative regulation of signal transduction
Cellular component (GO): cytoplasm
Source: RefSeq, a predicted model, not a curated record